Messenger RNA from Hibiscus syriacus, 296 nucleotides. RefSeq lists its product as uncharacterized. Lineage: Eukaryota; Viridiplantae; Streptophyta; Magnoliopsida; Malvales; Malvaceae. The record is from RefSeq and is a predicted model, not a curated record. The transcript has a single exon. The coding region runs from base 35 to 241 and encodes 68 amino acids.
GCUAAAAACAAGAGAAGAGGAAGAAGACAAAAUCAUGGUAUGUUUCUGUUUUCUGGUUGAUCAGACAAAGGAAAUGAGCAAAAGUAAGCCGGCGGCAGGGUUCUGCUCGAGGUGCGGUGGAGGGGCCAGUGUAGCCGAUAUGAAAACUCGUACCCGGUUUUGCUACGUCCCCUUCUACUGGAAAUCUUGGAAGGCUAUUGUAUGCACUUUUUGUGGCGCCAUUCUUCGAUCUUACCGUUGAAUGAAUAUCCGUGGGGGGUACCCGCUUUUCUUCUUCUGACUGACCCUUUGACAAG